Messenger RNA from Lasiodiplodia theobromae, 1443 nucleotides. Its product is annotated as O-methyltransferase. The record is from RefSeq and is a predicted model, not a curated record. Lineage: Eukaryota; Fungi; Ascomycota; Dothideomycetes; Botryosphaeriales; Botryosphaeriaceae. The transcript has 5 exons. Bases 1 to 1443 code for a protein of 480 amino acids. Gene Ontology annotation, molecular function: O-methyltransferase activity.
AUGGAUUCUAACGCAGCCUCCGAACUCCGCCAGCUUGGCAACCUUAUUCAAUCGUCCAUCAACGCCAUUCUGGGGCUGAAUGAAUCUAUCGACAAGCGCGUCGCCACAGACUCGACCGUCCCUGACAAGCGACUCUUCGAUGCGCAAAGGACAUUGCUCUCCGCGGCGGGGAAGCUGACGGAGCUUGUGAGCCAGCCAAGCGGCAGGCUUCUAGAAGUGUCAUCCCAGUACUACGAAGCAAGGUGCUUGCACAUCGCUGCAGACAAGCGUAUCCCUGAUCUGCUGGCUGCAUCCCCUGCUGCAGGUGUGCACAUCGACACUCUUUCUGCUGCGGUUGGCAUCGAAUCUCGAAAGCUAUCCCGCAUAUUGCGUUGUCUCUGUUCCCUCCACAUCUUCCGCGAAACCUCUGCAAACACGUUUGCCAAUAACAACGUCUCCGCGGCAUUAGUGGGGAAUGAGCCACUCCGGGCAUACAUUCUGCUGUUUGGCCUUGACUUGUACAGCGCCUCCGACUACCUUCCACGAUACCUUAGCACUUCCGGACAGGGCUCCUCCUACGACGUCAAGCAGACUGCGUUUCAAGCUGCAGUCAAUACAUCGAAGCCCCGGUGGGAGUGGCUCGAGGAGAAGGUCACGGUCAAAAGCCUUCAGGAUGGCAAUUGCGGUUCCGGCGAGACUGACAGCGCGUAUCCUGGUCCCUUUGGCGCAGAAUUGGAAAAGGCGGUGGCGGGAAAAUCUCCCGAGGAGCUGGUCCCUCGGCCUGAGCACGCCGUGUUUGGUCUUGCCAUGCUUGGAGGCGGACGCGUGUUUGGAAAGGCGCACCUGUACGACUACCCGUGGGACUCUCUAGGACGAGCCACGGUGGUCGACGUUGGUGGAGGCGUCGGCGGUUUCUCCAUGCAGCUCUCCCACCUGUAUCCGAACCUCCGUUUCGUCGUGCAAGACCGAGCUCCCGUGUUGAAGCAAGCGGAGUCCGAGGUGUGGCCCAAGGAGAAUCCUUCUGCUCUGCAGGAGGGCAGGGUUACAUUCACUCCGCACAACUUCUUCGACAAGAACCCAGUUCAAGGUGCAGAGGUGUACUGGCUGCGCUACAUUAUCCAUGACUGGUCAGAUGACUACUGUGUUCAGAUAUUGUCGGCCAUCCGCCCAAGCAUGGGCCCGAAGUCGAGAAUUCUGAUCUGCGACCAAGUGAUGAACACUACUCUGGGAACUUCGGAAUUGCCAGCGGCGCCAGCCCCGCUCCCGGCGAACUGGGGCUACUACAUGCGGUACUCGCACCAGCGGGACUUGGCCAUGAUGUCCAUCAUCAACGGCAUUGAGCGCACUCCAGCCGAGUUCAAGGACAUCAUCGAGCGUGCAGGGCUGCGGCUGCGCAAGAUCUGGGACUGCAGGAGCCAGGUCGGAUUGGUCGAGGUUGUCUUGCCGGAUUCAGAGCUGCUGUGA